GGGAACGAGGUCGUCAAAAUCGCCGGACGCAGCCACUGCGACUUCCUCUCUCCCCGCCAAGCCGCACGUGCUUGCUCAUAACCUUGGAAGUGCGGGUAGCUGCACUCACAUCUCACCUCUUGUCGUCUCAAUUCACUGACACCCCUGCCGAGAUCCCACGAAACUCUCGAAAUUCGCAGGUAUGGACGACGAAGGCCCUAAAUGGCGUCUUGAGCAGGCGAGUACUGGCCGCGCAACCUGUAGCCAGGCCGCCUGCAAGCGCAGCCAGAUAAAGAUCGCGAAGGGAGAGCUACGUAUCGGUACUCAUACGCUAUUUGAGCCAGAGGCUAGAUGGUACAUGGCCUGGCGUCACUGGGGCUGUGCGACCAAGCACCAGAUCGCGGGCUUGAAGGAGACCACCGGCAACGACCCGACAAAGGCACCUGGCUACCAGCGACUCAGCCCAGAGAGCCAAGAGCAAGUACGGCUAGCAUUCGAGGGUCAGCCGGUCGACAAGAACUUCAAGGGCAUCCGGGAAGACCUGGCCAGGGACGCUCAGCGAUACGCCAAAGAGUACACUGAUGUCAGCUUCUACAAGGUCGACGUUGCUGGUCGUGCAUGCGCUUGCCGUGGCAGUGACUGCCUGGCCAAGAACGUGAAGAUCACCAAAGGUGAGCUGAGGCUCGGUCUAUCCAUACCGUUCGAUGGCGAGCACGAGAGCAUGGUCUACAAGCACUGGCAGUGCAUGUCAGCAUUCGACUUGGACGAGGUAGUUCGUCGAGCCAAUGAAGACUCAUUCGAUGGCCGUGACUCCCUGCCUACGGAGUUUGAGGAAGUCGUAACCGAGACAUUCGAGACAGGCAAGGUCGUUAAGCCGCCAGCGCCCAAGAUCGAUUCGCGUGCGAAACCAAAGAAGACCCAAGCCCAGAAGAAGAAGGCAAAAGAAGAGGCAGGAGAUGACGCUGCAGAGGCCGCAGAGACCAAAGUCAAGGCAGAAGAUCCGGAACACGAGGUGGGACCACAGCCGAACGUCGCCUAUCCGCCCUCGCCGCCGCUCGAGACGGAUAAGGCACCAAGCACAAGCAAGGUCGGAGGUGUAGUAGAUGCUCAUCGGCCAACUAGUGACGGAUCGACCGUCGGUGUCAAGAUGGAAGAAGAAGGAGUCGACGACGCAGUCAAAGCCAAAGAUGCAGCAGCAGUUCCCAAACCCAAAGUCAAGAAGACGCGAGCGAAGAAGCGUCCUAUCCGAGAGAUGGACGCAAGCGAGGAUGAUCUUGAAUACAUCCCCAAGAAGUCGAGGAGCCGGUCCACUCCGUUCACUGGUUUUGCUGGUCUUGCAUAGCGCGAUGGCAUCCCGAGCGAACAUGCGACCAAGUAGGAGAGCGUGUUGUGGACUGAGAUGACGAAGGAAAUGACAGUGAGGUGAGCUGACUGAACGUGUACAAAGAGUACAUACAUAGCUAGGGCAAUCUAUAGCAAGCUUCUACUGGAUCGCAAUACCCGCGCAAUUGAUCUUGAUGGUCGUGAAAUCGCUGACACCGUCGUGACUGUCAAGCGGCCCGAGGUCGCGUUGACUUCGCUUCAC
Messenger RNA from Alternaria rosae, 1564 nucleotides. Its product is annotated as poly polymerase and DNA-ligase Zn-finger region-domain-containing protein. The coding region runs from base 182 to 1321 and encodes 379 amino acids. Lineage: Eukaryota; Fungi; Ascomycota; Dothideomycetes; Pleosporales; Pleosporaceae. Gene Ontology annotation, molecular function: zinc ion binding; DNA binding. The record is from RefSeq and is a predicted model, not a curated record. The transcript has 3 exons.